UGAUUAAUACGGAACUCAAGAAGGCCAUGCCAAUUCCAAGUGGGUCGUAGCGUAGGUUCUCUCUUCCUUUUUCUGUAUAUGUUUGACUCAAAAACCGACUAACAAAAAAUGGAGAUCCCCACGACGCUUUUCUUGCUCAUCUCCUUGGUUCUUCUUCUCCCACAGUUGAUUUUGAGCACAGUUUAUGAGCCGGACUUUUUCUUUAGCAAAUGCUCAGACAAAUUUGGCAACUACAGCAACAACAGCCCUUUCAAGAAAAAUCUCCACAACGCACUGGCCUCCAUCUCCUCCAGAUCCAGCACCCGCACCCAGGUGAGUGACUACGGCUUCUACAAGGCCUCCUCCGGCGAAGAACCCGACAGAGCCAACGUCAAGGCGCUAUGUCGCGGAGGCGUUUCCCUGGAACUAUGCAGAAUUUGUGUGCGUAACUCGGUCCGCAGGAUUUUACAAACUUGCCCUUCCCAGAAGGAAGGUGCGGGAUGGUACGGGGAUUGCCAGAUUGUUUACUCAAACAACUCUAUUGACGGUGAGAUAUCUGUGGCGGGGGCGACCCAGACUUUAUUCAGCACCAAUAGAGCCCCAGACGCGAGGGGUUUCAACGAGGCACUGAGGGAGCUGCUGGAUGGGCUGCGAGAGAAGGCUGCGUCAGGGAGUUGUAUUCGCAAGUCCGCCAGCGGAGACGUGAAGCUUCAAGCUCCGAAUACAACGUAUACCAUAUAUGGGCUUGCUGAUUGUUUUCCCGACAUGUCGUCCUUGGACUGUGAUGUUUGCCUCAGUCGGCUUCAGAGUAAGAUUCCUAAUUGUUGCAGCGGCAGCACAGGGGCCAGACUGAUUGCCACUAGUUGUCAAAUCAAUUAUGAGAUCCACCCUCUGUAUUACUCAUUUCUCUCCGCCUCCGACCGUGCAAUCUUCACCUCCAACACAAUUUGUCAUCCCGAUUUAGGAUCUUUCCAUCAUUUGUUGUUGCUUAAUUUUCAAUAAUAACAUUGAUGAAUUCAAUGGACUGCCAAACCCAAAUCACUAUAGAUGGGAUUUGGGAAUGAACAUUAUCUUUUA
Momordica charantia (bitter melon) is the source of this 1056-nucleotide messenger RNA. RefSeq names its product cysteine-rich receptor-like protein kinase 26. Gene Ontology annotation, biological process: protein phosphorylation. Gene Ontology annotation, molecular function: ATP binding; protein kinase activity. The record is from RefSeq and is a predicted model, not a curated record. NCBI's taxonomy places the organism in Eukaryota, Viridiplantae, Streptophyta, Magnoliopsida, Cucurbitales, Cucurbitaceae.